Molecule: messenger RNA, 318 nt
Organism: Chondrus crispus (carragheen)
Lineage: Eukaryota; Rhodophyta; Florideophyceae; Gigartinales; Gigartinaceae
Exons: 1
Coding region: 1-318 (105 amino acids)
Source: RefSeq, a predicted model, not a curated record
AUGGGGUACUCAUUCUUUUUGAAGCGCCCUCAAGGAGCUGGCGGGUGCAAUCGAAAGGGGAGGGAGAUAAGCAAAUCAUACGAAAGGUUUUUUUACAAACGACUGGAAAUGCGUGGACUGGAAUACUUGUGGCUUGCAACAACGAGGGAAUCGUGCGAUUCUCUUUGGGCUUCAUUUCCGCCUAGCGCAGUACUCGAUAGCGCGACGUGUAUGGGCGUUCGUGCGACACACGGCAUUUACUGUUGGACAAGUGGCUCUAGUGUUUUUCGAUCAUUUGCCAAAGAGAACUUCGAAGCUGACCUUGGAGCAUCAUAUUAA